AGAGUGCUUCAAACAAUUUCAACAUAGAUAUUUAAAGUAAAAUUUUGAUUCAUUUUCAAACAAAAUGGAAGUGAAAAUUUUAACACAUUUAUGCCGUAUCUGUUUAAGUGAUAAUCAUUUAUUACCUAUUUUUGAAACAAACUCAAAUCAGCAAAUUUGUGAUAAAAUAAUGGCAUGUGCAGCUGUUCAUGUUGCACUAGGUGAUCCAUUACCACAUCAAAUAUGUAAACAAUGCCAUCGUGCUUUAGAAAUCUCACAUUUAUUUAAAACGAAAUGCGAGCAAAUGGAUCGACAACUUCGAGCAAUUAUACAAAAUCAAUCGACAUUAUUAAACAACAGUCAAUCAGCGAACACAUCAAUUAAAUCAGUACAAAUCAAUAUCGAACCAUCAAAUGUACAAAUAUUUAACGAUUUAGAAAAUUUAGAAAAUAUUCAUCUCUCACCAAAAAUAUCCGAUUUUCGUUCGAUCAUCGUGUCCACAAAUAACGGCGAAACGACGCGAAACUGUUAUUCAUCGAACGAUAUCAAUCCAAUUUAUACAUUCUCAAAUUUAUCGAAAAAUUUAAUAACGGUUUCAUCAUCCGAAUCAAUUAGCUCGAAUGAAACACGAAACUGCGUCGAUGGCGGUGAUUUUGAAGACGAACAAUUUCAUUCGGAAAUCGAAAAUUUCGAUGAAAUAUCUUCGUUUAAACAAGAUGAGCCUAGUGAAAAAAUUGUACAACAAUCGAACGGAGAUAUCGUGAUGUACUUUGAUAACGAUGAUUUUCAUUUAGGCGAAGAAUGUGAAGUUAUAACUGAUGAUAUUGUAACGCCAGAUUUACCUAGAGAUGAUUCAUCAUCACCCCUACCACCUCCUCGUUCUGAAGAGGAAAAUCAUAAAGAGAAAAUUGUACCAAAAGGUCGAUUUGUUCUUAUUAAAUCGGUUAUCAAACCACAAAAUAUUCAUUAUGUAACAAUGGAUGAUUUUCGAAACAAGGAAAACUCAAAACUAAUCCCGAUCAAACAAAUUAAAAAGGAAAAUAUUGAAGUAAAAUCAGAAAUACCUGAACCUGCAUCGUACAUUGAAACUGAAACAAUUUUAGAAAACUGCGAGGAAAUUUCUGAGGAACCUGAUGAACCGCCAAUUAUUGAAGAACCACCUAUCAUCGAGGAAAAGGAAAAAGAAGAAAUUCCUGUGAAAAUUUCCCCCAGAGAUGAUGUUAAGUACAAAGGACGUGGAAGACCGAAAAAAUCGGAUAAAUAUAAACCACCACAAGGUGUAUCAUAUUUAAAAUCCGGUCGAAAAAAUGUUCCAGUGUUUGUUCGAACCCGAAAAACUAAACGAACUCGAUAUACAUUUGUAAAAGAUAUCGACGAGAAAAAAUCAUCGGAGAUUUAUACAAAAUUACCGAUUGUUAAACGAGCACGAGUUGAGAAAAUUGUACCACCAAAACGAUUUGACGAGAAAAAAACCGAUGUUCCAAAUCGAAAACUCUCAACGAACAUGUUAAUCUCCGAUUUUAAUAAAUUGAACGAUCCACAAAAACAAGUUUUAUAUCAACGAUUAAAAUUACAAAAUUUUCGUCCGACCUCGAAAAAAGAUAUUUGCGAGCGUGGUAUUCCCAAACCGCUAUAUUUCGUCUCACCAAAAUUAAGCGAAGAAUCCGAUAACGAAAAUGACGACGAUGAUAAAAAACAACGGACAACUUCGAUAUCCGAUGAUUUGGCAAUUAUCCAACAAAGUUCUGGCAUGUAUAAAGAUCAAACAAUCGAUCAGGAUCUAAAAUUAAUCAACGGUACCGAAUUCUCGCCACAACAAGAGAAAAUCGAAACACCAGCAAAAACCGGUCGACAUACCGCAAUUAAAUCGAAGCGUCCACAAAAACGUAAUCACUUAGAAAAUUAUUCCGAUCCACAAAAAAUUGAGAUUGAAUUAAAAAUUGUACCACGAAAAAGUGAACGGCAACGUUCACCAAAGAAAAUCUUCCCGGAAAUUGAUAUAUUUGCAUCACCGAAAAAGAAAAUCAUUGAAAUACCCGACGAAUCGGAGGAAACAAAUUAUGAAAUUCAACGAAAUGAAACAAAUCAUAAUAAAUUUAAAAUAAAAAUUCGACGGAAUUCAACAAAAUCGACAUCGUCGUCAGACGAGAAUCGAUCGUUGGAUGGACGAGCUGGUGAUAAUAAUACAAUUCUAAGUGAUUAUUACAACGAAAUUGAAGUCGAAACUGAAAAUGACGAGGAAAGCAAUUCGAAUUCGGUUGUAGUUAAGAAAAUUUUAGAAAAAGAACGUGUAAAAUUAGAUUACGGUGCUGGGUUAUCAUGUAAUGUUUGUAAUAAAUCAUUUCCAUAUCGUAGCCAUUUAAUUCGACAUGUUCGAACUCACACCGGUUUAAAACCGUACACAUGCGAGUAUUGUAAAAAAAGUUUUACAUCGUUGUCAUCGUUAAAUAUUCAUGUGAAAAAUCACGUAGGCGAUCUGCCAUACUCAUGCGAGGUGUGUAAUCGAGGCUUUGUUCAACCGAGUGUCCUUAAACGACAUAUGCUCUCGCACACGGGGGAACACCCUUUCCAAUGUGAGAUCUGCUACAAGACGUUCGUCCAUGAUUCAAGUUUAAAAACACAUCUGAAAAUGCAUACGAUUAAGGAACCCCAACACAAGUGCGAUAUUUGUGAGAAGAAAUUCAAAUAUUUAAGCACUUUAACGAGUCACUUGAAAACGCACUCGGGAAUUAAACCGUUUACGUGUCCAGAAUGUCGUAAAGCAUUCUAUCGACGGAGUUUAUUAACGCGUCAUAUGCGUAGUCAUACCAAAGAACGGCCUUAUAAAUGUAAGCUGUGUAAAGCUCGAUUCGCGUACAGUGGUGGAUUAGCGUCGCAUAAAAAGUUACACACGGGAAUACGACCGUAUGAAUGUGAACUGUGUAAUUUUACGUUCUUCAGGAGUUCACAUCUAAAGAAUCAUAUGCAAAAGAUCCAUAAUAAUGGUGUUUUGUUGAAUUGUCAACGGUGUAACAUGAACUUUGAUUCGAAACCGUUGUUUAAACGUCAUUUAAGUUUGCACAUGAAACGCGAUCAAAAUCAAAAUGGAUUUACGGAAGAUGCCGAGGAUUCGUAGAAAUGUUAACGAUUUUAAUUUCUAUUAUUAGCUCGACCCGUGUCGAAUUUCGCAGUGCAGUCAGUAUCGUGGCUAAAAAUAGGCUGGAGAAAUAAUACACAGAGUAGGACCUUUUUAAAAUCUAUUUGGUAGAUUUUCAAAACAAACAUCCUUACUUUCAAGAAAAAA
Messenger RNA from Chrysoperla carnea, 3262 nucleotides. Its product is annotated as zinc finger protein 300-like. Bases 65 to 3094 code for a protein of 1009 amino acids. Lineage: Eukaryota; Metazoa; Arthropoda; Insecta; Neuroptera; Chrysopidae. The transcript is spliced from 2 exons. Gene Ontology annotation, cellular component: nucleus. Gene Ontology annotation, biological process: regulation of transcription by RNA polymerase II. Gene Ontology annotation, molecular function: RNA polymerase II cis-regulatory region sequence-specific DNA binding; DNA-binding transcription activator activity, RNA polymerase II-specific; zinc ion binding. The record is from RefSeq and is a predicted model, not a curated record.